AUGAGCACACAGACAAGGACGUUGCAGGCUCUCUUUGAACAAUCAGAGCAGGUUAUCAGACACCUCAACGGAGAAGAGAUCGAUCAAUUUAAGGAGGCUUUUCUACUGUUCGAUAAGGACGGAAAUGGUACGAUUUCGACUAAGGAAUUGGGAAUUGCAAUGCGAGCACUCGGCCAAAAUCCUACCGAACAAGUGAGUGAAAGCCGUGCGAAAGAACGAAUGAAAGAAUUUUAUGGAUUACCACUUAAAUCCUAA
Angiostrongylus costaricensis is the source of this 255-nucleotide messenger RNA. The record is from the annotation of a GenBank genome assembly. NCBI's taxonomy places the organism in Eukaryota, Metazoa, Nematoda, Chromadorea, Rhabditida, Metastrongylidae.